AUGGCUCGAAGACUUAGCAGCUUUCCUGUUCCCUCUUUCUCCCUUCUCUUCUUUCCUUUAUUAAUUUUUCUUACUUUCUUCUUUUCUUCCCUUUGUACUCUUUUUCCACUUCUUUCCUCUCAUUGUUAUUCUACCCUCUUUUUCUCCUUUUUCAUAUUUUUCCCAUUCUCCCCCUUUUACCUUUUUACACUUUCUACCUUCUUCCUCGUCUUUCUUUUUUGCUCGUUUUUCAUUUCUUUUUUUCUUUCUUUCUUUUUCUCGUUUCCGUUCCCGUCCUUGUAUUCUCCUCUUUUGUUUUUAUUCUUUCUCCCUUUCUUUUCUUUUUUUCCUUCAUUUCUUUUCGCACUUCUUUUCUUUAUUUCUUUACUUCUUUUUCUUUUAAUUUUACAACUUCAUUUUUUCUCGCGUUUGAUUCUUUUAUUCUUUCCUUUGCUUUCACGUUUAUCGUUUCUUUCUCCAGAUGGUAUCUUCUUCUUUCUCUCUAUCUUUUAUUCUUUCUUUCUCAGAUUCGCCCAGCUAUUCUUCUACUUUCUUUUUUCAUCCUUAUUCCAAGAGACCUUCAUUAAUUCUUUCUUUCUUUCUUUCUUUCUUUCUUAUUCCAAGAGACCUUCUUUCUUUCUUUCUUUCUUUGAUCUCUUUCUUUCUUUCUUAUUCCAAGAAAUCGACUUUCUUUCUUUCUUUCUUUCUUUCUUUCUUUCUUUCUUUCUUUCUUAUUCGAAACCUUCUUUCUUUCUUUCUUUCUUUCUUUCUUUCUUUCUUUCUUUCUUAUUCGAAGUGACUUUGUUUCUUUUUAUCUUAUUUCGAAAGACCUUCUUUCUUUCUUUCUUUCUUUCUUAUCAUGACAACAAAUACGCCAUUUAA
Messenger RNA from Acanthosepion pharaonis, 861 nucleotides. Lineage: Eukaryota; Metazoa; Mollusca; Cephalopoda; Sepiida; Sepiidae. The record is from the annotation of a GenBank genome assembly.